This is a messenger RNA of Oldenlandia corymbosa var. corymbosa, 2601 nucleotides long. Lineage: Eukaryota; Viridiplantae; Streptophyta; Magnoliopsida; Gentianales; Rubiaceae. The record is from the annotation of a GenBank genome assembly.
AUAUCUUUUAAAUCUUUUUCCUUCAUGCAUCUCAUUCAUGGAGCCACAAAUUCAUAGCUUAAACACAAUCAAGUGGAUAAUUAACACGCCUUAAUUGUCUUUCUGCCGACCUAGCUAGAAAAGAAAACCAGCAUUUAUUACAGUAUACUACAGUACUUUCUUUUGCAAAGUAGUAACACCGUAGACUGUACGUAUACACAGUAUCACACAGCGUAGCACGCACGAUGAUCACACAGUAGAGUACUGUAGAGGAAGUAGUAAUAUAUAAAGAGGGUGAAAACCGAAGAGAUUCAAAAAGUCCUCAAAGAAAUGAAAAGUGGAACUCUCACAGCAAACUACCACAAAAAAAAGUAGCAGAAGAAACACCACCAUAGACCCCUAGUAGGCGGAGCUGUAGAAAAAAAAAAAAAAAAAACUAGCUUUGGAAGAGUCGUGGGAGAAGAAGCAAUAAUAAUUGUGUUAUUUUUUUUUGUUUAACAAAAAAGAAAAAGAUUAAAAAAAAAAUAGUAAAAAAUAAAAAUGGAGUACGAGGACCACUUCUCUCGUUCUUCACAAGAAAUGGAACUUCAUCAUCAUCAUCAUCAAUUCCAUCAUCCCCACUCCCACUUGGUUUCUCCUCCUCCUCCUCCUCCUCCUCCUUCUUCUUCCGACCACCAUAACCCCCAUCAACAUCUCCGUUCUUCUAUUCACUCCCCCCCGGAUACACCUACCUCCGCCGCCGGCAACCACCCAUCUCCUCCUCCUUGGCUUCUCAACAGCUUGAUUCUCGGGGGAAACGGCCACCACCACCACCACCAGCCUGACGACGUGGCUGCCACCAGUAAUUUCCUCCACCAGCUUCAGGCCUCCAACGAGGGCCCCGUUUCUCUCGACCCAUCUCCACCGCAUACUUCUUCUUCCAUGAAUAUGCAUAAGAGGUUUAAAGAUGGGAGUACUAAUAGCGGCGGCGGAGGAGAUCAUAACAGUAACGGCGAGGCGUCGGCGGUGGCUGCUGCGGCGGCGGCGGCGGAGGUUUUGAACGAUGAGUGGGAGAGGGAUAGGUGUAAAGCAGAGAUUUUGAACCAUCCCCUGUAUGAUCAGCUCUUGGCGGCACAUGUUUAUUGCCUGAGGAUCGCUACUCCGGUGGACCAGCUCCCCAGGAUUGAUGCUCAGCUGGCUCAGUCUCAGCACGUCGUCGCUAAGUACUCCUCCGUUCUCCGGGGACAUGAUCCUCAGCUUCAAGCUCUUGAUGAUAAAGACCUUGAUCAUUUCAUGACGCACUAUGUUCUGUUACUCUCUACCUUCAAAGAACAACUGCAGCAGCAUGUACGUGUACAUGCAAUGGAAGCUGUCAUGGCAUGUUGGGAGCUUGAGCAGUCAUUGCAAAGUUUAACUGGUGUGGCACCAACUGAAGGUAGUGGGGCUACCAUGUCGGAUGAUGAUGAAGAUCAGGCAGAUAGUGAUACUAAUUUGUUUGAUGGGAGUUUAGACGGCCAUGACACUAUGGGAUUUGGGCCCCUGACGCCUACUGAAAGUGAAAGGUCGCUGAUGGAGCGAGUGAGACAGGAACUCAAACACGAGCUCAAACAGGGCUACAAGGAGAAGAUUGUUGACAUAAGAGAAGAAAUUUUGCGCAAAAGGAGAGCAGGAAAACUUCCUGGUGACACUACGUCCCUCUUGAAAGCUUGGUGGCAGUCCCAUUCCAAAUGGCCUUAUCCUACAGUAUGUGUUUUCAAUCCUUUCACUACCUCUAUUUUGAAGUUUGAAAAAACACUGGUUUCCUGAUAGAAGUAAUGUGAAUUCAGGAGGAAGACAAGGCAAGACUAGUGCAGGAAACUGGGUUACAACUAAAGCAGAUAAACAAUUGGUUCAUCAAUCAAAGGAAAAGGAAUUGGCACAGCAAUCCAUCUUCAUCCUCUUCCCAAAAGAGCAAACGCAAGAGGUAUAUAUACGCUGAUUAAUAUUACCUUCGUUGUCACACAAUUUCAUUUGUACAAGGGCUUCAUGUGAUUGAGUUUUGUAUCUGGAAUCAAGUAGUGCAGGUGAAAAAUCAAACAAUGAACAAUUCAUGUGAUGCUAAGAGAUUCAAACUGAAAUGAAGAAACAAAUGUAGAAUGAGCCCCCGUUCGUAAGGGAGAUCAUCAGGGCUAAUUUUUGAAUCAGAAACUCAGAAAUGGGCAGAAUCAGAAACAGUUAUUUGGGCAGGAUAAUCAUGACGGACGCGUUUUGGUGGUAGACCCGAGUACUGAAUGUGUCAAUGUAUAGAAUUAGACUUCCAAGGGGAUGGCAUUAUGCUUUGCUUUUUUGUAGCUCAUGGAAACUUUUUCUCAAGGUUAUGUAGGCCAAGAUCACGUUUUUAGUUUAAUCUAAAGUUAGGAUUGAAUCAGUUUUGUCAUUCUGCUGCUACUUUUGGUAUAUUUAAAUCUCUCUGUGAAUAUACGCAGCUAGCUAGAUGGUAUGUAAUCAUUGGGAGUCGCUUUGUUUUACGCCCAAUUUCACUUCUUAGAUAAUAUGCACAGCAAACAGUGCUUAUCAGUUGGUGGCAGAACAGCAGAAAGUUCGAAUUUCACCAUUAACAAAACUGAUAUUCCCAUUAACAAAGAUGCUAUAUUCCAUUUCCCC